Molecule: messenger RNA, 1561 nt
Organism: Theobroma cacao (cacao)
Lineage: Eukaryota; Viridiplantae; Streptophyta; Magnoliopsida; Malvales; Malvaceae
Product: protein LAZY 1-like
Biological process (GO): gravitropism; regulation of auxin polar transport
Source: RefSeq, a predicted model, not a curated record
CAGAUGAUAGGAGACUUCAAGGACCUAAUUUAUUUCCAUUCAUUAACAGUGUGUCAUCAAAUGGUUAAGUAGAUCUCCACUCCACCCACAAUCCACAACAAGUGAUCAAAGUUGAGGUAUUUUGAAGACAGCAGAGAUGAAGUUACUAGGUUGGAUGCACCGUAAGUUCCGCCAAAAUAGCAGUGAACCACUCAAGGAUUUUGCCAUUGGGCAUUCUUGUAAUUGUCUUACAGGGCAGUCAUCACUGGAUGAUCAACAAUUCUACUCAAAGCCAAACUACGGUACCAAGCCAUUUAGGCAACCACAAAGAGACCAUCUUCGAAAGUCUUUUGCUGGUGUAGAAGCAGCUCGGGUAGAAGAAGACUAUGAAGAAGAAUCAUCAUCAGCAAUAUCUGAGCUAUUCCACGGCUUUCUUGCCAUUGGCACCCUUGGUUCUGACCCUAACAUUCCUGAUCCAUCAACACCGACAUUUGCUAUCUCUGUAGAGAAUAUAACUGAAAAAGAAACUGAAGUAACAGAGAAUGAGUUGAAGCUCAUUAAUGAUGAGUUGGAGAAGGUUCUGGGAGCUGAAGUUAAAGAAGAAGGCUGCAAUGACUCAUCUGGAAGAAACAGUCAUGUCAGCACUGGAAGAAGCAGUCAUGGCAGCACAAUUACGCUUAGUGGAAAGCCAAUGGAAGGUCCAGAUACCAAUGGGAAUGGUACUAUAGUUUGUCCACUCCAAGGUUAUCUUUUUGGCUCAGCAAUUGAAUUAUCAGAAACAACUACAGUGGCAAAAAAGGAACACAGGACCUCACUGGGGGAGCUGUUUCAGAGGACUAAAAUAACAGAGGAAAAUUUUGGGAGUAAAUAUGACAAGGAGGAGAAGCGGCCAGAGAAGGAAGGAGAUAAAUCUGCGGUGCACAUUAUGAAAAAGAUGCUGAAGAAAAAAAUGCUUAAUGCUUCAAGGAGCUCGACUGCAGCUACUGGCGGAAAUAUUGAUUCUGCUUCAGCAGAAACAAAACUGCACAAGAUCUUACACAUGUUCCACAGAAAAGUUCAUCCUGAAAGCUCAACAGCCACAUAUAAGCAUGACAAACCCCAAAAGAAUGAGAACAAGAAAGGCAUCUUGUAUGAUGGAGGACAUGAGAAUGGAGGUCAUACGCUUGAAGACGAGGACAUAAUGUUAUUUCCUCAGAGAGCCCUUUCAAAAAACAUGCGACGCUACAAGAGCCAAUCUAACCCACCUCAAUUCACAAUAAGCUGCAAUGAUUCAAAUGGGAACAGGGAGUGCUGGAUCAAAACAGAUGCAGACUACCUGGUGUUGGAGCUCUAAAAGGCAGAAGCAACUUUCAAGUGUGGUUUUCAAAUUAUCAUCCCCAGUUAGUAAGAGUGAAGUUUCCUGUGUUUGUGAGCUUCUCUAUUAUUAUUAUUAUUAAUUAUUAAACUGGUAUUUGUGAGUGGCUAUUUUACGAAAGAGUUUGAAAUAAAUGAAGGAGGUCCUCCUCCUGAAACUUUACAUGUGAGGGUGCUUAAUGUAAAACUCUUAAGGCAUUAUUGUUUCCUACAAAGCAUAUCUCAAUUA